Molecule: messenger RNA, 1071 nt
Organism: Saccharomyces eubayanus
Lineage: Eukaryota; Fungi; Ascomycota; Saccharomycetes; Saccharomycetales; Saccharomycetaceae
Gene: XYL2
Product: D-xylulose reductase XYL2
Exons: 1
Coding region: 1-1071 (356 amino acids)
Biological process (GO): D-sorbitol catabolic process
Molecular function (GO): L-iditol 2-dehydrogenase (NAD+) activity; zinc ion binding
Source: RefSeq, a predicted model, not a curated record
AUGACAGAAUUAACUACGCAACAAGCUGUUGUCUUAGAGCAGCCUGGUAAAAUUGUCUUAACUAAUGUUAAUAUCCCCAAAAUUUCAGACCCAAACGAAGUAAUCAUUCAAAUCAAAGCCACAGGGAUAUGUGGUUCAGAUAUUCACUACUAUACGCAUGGCAGGAUUUCUCAUUUCGUGGUGAAGUCGCCAAUGGUGCUUGGACAUGAAUCCUCGGGUGUAGUGGCACUUAUAGGCGACAACGUCAAGACGCUUAAAGUGGGAGACAGAGUGGCACUAGAGCCUGGCUUCCCCAAUAGGUUCUCAUCAAAAUUAAAAGAGGGAAGGUACAACCUGGACCCUGAUUUGAAAUUCGCAGCUACACCACCCUAUGAUGGAACCUUAACAAAGUAUUAUAGGGCUCCCAAGGAUUUUGUCUACAAAAUACCUGAUCAUGUGUCUUUCGAGGAAGGGGCAUUGAUGGAACCAUUGUCGGUGGCAGUCCACGCAAACAAGCUGGCCAAAAUGAGAUUUGGCGCUCGAUGCGUCGUAUUUGGAGCUGGGCCCGUAGGUCUGUUGACUGGUAAAGUAGCCAGUAUAUUUGGGGCCACUGAUGUAGUCUUCGUGGACCUGUCCGAAACCAAACUGGAAAGGGCCAAGCAGUUUGGUGCGACACAUACGGUCAACUCAGGUGACUUGCCACCUGGUGUCAGUGUAGAAUCUGUUAUCAGAAAGGCUAUUGGUAAGAAAGAUGCCGAUGUCAUAUUUGAAUGCUCUGGUGCUCAGCCUUGCAUCAGAACAGGCAUCGAGGUUUGCAAGGCAGGUGGAACGUACGUUCAAGUUGGAAUGGGGCAAGAAGAGAUCCAGUUUCCAAUCUCAAAGAUCUCUACCAAGGAAAUAACCUUACAAGGCUCCUUCAGGUACUGUCAGGGAGACUACAGCGACUCUAUCGAGUUAGUCUCGACUGGGAAGCUCUCGCUCAAACCCCUGAUUACACAUCGCUACCAGUUUAAGGAGGCAAUUGAGGCAUUCGAUGAGAACAGGGACCACCCGCUGGACAACGUUAAGACAAUAAUCGAGGGCCCAGAAUGA